UUCUUAUUUAUAAAAUUAAUUUCAGCACUUAAAAAUAUUUUUUAAUAUUUCAAACCUAUCUAACUAUUUAUCAUCAACUAAAUCAAACGAUCUCAUUAUUUCACGCAUAAAAGCGGAAAGUCUUUCUUUUGUCCUGUCUUUCUUUUAGGCUGUCUUUAUCAUUUUUCUUGGGAAAAAGAAAAUAUGGACUUUGACUUGUUAAUAUUGCAGAGGAAAAAAAGGCUGUGUACGAAAAUUAAAUGUUUAUGAGAGAAUUUCAAGAAUAUAUAGAGGAUUAUUUGGAAAAAACACCAAACCAAGAAGGUACAUGUUUGCUGCUAGAAAUAAAUCGAUGGCAUAUUCUUUGGUUUCUCCAAACACCUUUGCUCUCAAGCUAAAAAUACACUGCAAGGUUUGUGAAAGGAAAGUGAGAAACAUGCUGCUGAAAAUCCAAGGUGUCCAUUCAGUGAAAAUUGAUGAAAAACUUGGAAAUGUAAUUAUUUCAGGCACAGUUGAUUCUGCAACAAUUCUAACCAUAUUAGAAAAACUUGGAAGAAAAGCAGAACUCCUAUGGGAGCAAGGAACUCCUGUAAACAACAGCGCGAAAAAUGUUCAGAUUAUCACACAAUCAAAAGUGAUUAAUCCGUUGAAUGAUCCGGACAUUAUGACACAACUAGAGCAAUUGUCUGGAAUUCCAGGAUUGCAAACUGUUGAGGUUACAAAAACUAUUAAGUUAACAUUUCACGGAGAAUCAAGAAAUGACUCUGCUGAUAAAAUCUUGGAGAUUAGUACUACAAACAAUAUGAAUAAACCUCAUCAGCAAGUGCUUUCACAUGAUCAUUAUUCCGAUGGUGGUGGAUUUUGCGCUGCUUCUUCAUCAUGUUGUGGUGGUCAUGCUGCUAUAAGCAGUGGCGGAGCCAGAAUUUUUACCCCUUGGGGUGGGGUGCGGCCCCUCAAUUCUCAACCUCUGCCUAUGACAGCACCACCGUGGUCGACUACUGAUACUAUUCCAUCAGCCCCUACUUUGCCAUCCGAGUAUUUUCAGGCACCGACAUCUCCACCAUCAUCAUCCUCGCCAAAGCCUUACACCUAUUACAGUGUCCUAAGCGACGAGAAUGCCAAUGGCUGCAUAAUCCAAUGAUUUGCUGCGUAAUAUGUGUGUGCGCGCGUGUGUAUGUGUUUUUCAUAUCAAUUUAUGGUUAAGGUACAAUUGUUACAAGAAAAAAACCCCCCCAAAAAAAAGAAAAAGUAAAAGGUAGAGGAAAUACAGAAAGUAGUACUUCUAGUAGUUCAUAUAAAAUCUGUGAUUGUGAUAGAUCUAUUGUUCAACUGCUGUUGUAACUACUUUGUAAAGUUUGCUCAUCAUUGUGUGAAGUUAACAUGUAUUCAGAUAUAAAUCCUUGAUCAGUUCCAUUAAUGCAUGUUUCUAUUAAAGCAAUUUAUCAACUCUAGUAAUUUGAGGUUUUAUUCUUAUGUACAA
Messenger RNA from Nicotiana tabacum (common tobacco), 1459 nucleotides. RefSeq lists its product as uncharacterized. Gene Ontology annotation, molecular function: metal ion binding. The record is from RefSeq and is a predicted model, not a curated record. Lineage: Eukaryota; Viridiplantae; Streptophyta; Magnoliopsida; Solanales; Solanaceae.